AUGCAUCAUGGCGCUCAGAACAAUGCACUCUAUUCUCCUCCGUUAAACUUUGCGAUGGUGGUGAAGGAUGUCUAUCGCAGUGCGUAUCCAACACUGUCAAAUUUGCCGUAUUUACGUGAUAUUGGCAUUAAGACGCUUGCUCUCCUCUCCAUUGAAGCCCUCCCGGCGAAAGUUCUUAAGGCGCUGGAGGAACCACCGAAACUUCUUGUGGAGCAGGGCCGCUUCUCCCCUAAUUCUCCUUUAAGCUCGCUCUCCAUUACAAGGCUGCAGGCACCCGUCUCGAACGAUACGAAAAGCGCGACGCUGACGAAUUCCUACUCCUCUCUUUCUUCCACUUCGAGGGAGAUUCGCGUGUUGAGGCUGGCGAAUAUGCGGAGUUGGCGGGACGAUGCGUAUAAUAGCGGGUGUGAUUUCAGCCAGCGGGAUGUGAUACGGGGGCUCGAUAUUGCGGUGGAUCCGCAAUGGCAUCCCGUGCUUUUUGCGUGCCCGACCGGUGAACUCCAGACGAACGUUCUUGUUGGCUGCAUACGCCGACUUCAAAACUGGAGCUUAUCCUCGAUUUUUAACGAAUGUGAACUUUUCACCAGCCUUACCCGGACGACGUCGCCUCAGGUGCUGAACUUUAUUUCGAUGUGGUUGCCGGAGGAUAAUCCGAUGAACGUCUUGGAUGUGAUCACUCGAAAUCGGGAAUGGGUCAAGCAGGUGGAUGGACGGCCGCAGGAGCCGGAUCAGCCCAAGAAGAGUGCCGCCAAUGCUGUUCAAACGCAAACGAAAGCGGAACGAGCACUUCCCCUGGCAGAUGGUAACGAUAAUGACGAUGACGGCUAUAGUGCAAAUAAAGAAGAUGCCACUUUGAACGUCGUUUCCUCGCAGGAUAGCUCUAUUCAGAACCCUGGUAAUGCAAAAAGUCUUUCCCUAUUGUUAGGCUUAGGCGCACCCAGCGGUAAGGAGAUUUCUUCUAUCUUAGGUGCCAAAGAAUCAGAUAAUUUCCAGUUUGCUGAGUGGUAUCUUCAAACCCUUCGUGAAUUUUCCGUCUUGGGGGAUUUUAUAACGCCAAAAAGCGGAAAAUUCCCUUUAGUAGGUCUUGAAAAAGCUGCAACUGAAAAUCAGCUCCCGCCACCGCAUGUACUUUUUGCCGGAGUGCGCAAUCCACCCUCUUUAGAUCCGCGCUCUAGCUUCACAAAGGAGUCCAUCGUAGAAGAGGAUGAUGACUGA
Molecule: messenger RNA, 1215 nt
Organism: Phytomonas sp. Hart1
Lineage: Eukaryota; Euglenozoa; Kinetoplastea; Trypanosomatida; Trypanosomatidae
Source: the annotation of a GenBank genome assembly